This is a messenger RNA of Guillardia theta CCMP2712, 1032 nucleotides long. RefSeq lists its product as hypothetical. The record is from RefSeq and is a predicted model, not a curated record. Gene Ontology annotation, cellular component: cytoplasm. Bases 1 to 1032 code for a protein of 343 amino acids. NCBI's taxonomy places the organism in Eukaryota, Cryptophyceae, Pyrenomonadales, Geminigeraceae. Gene Ontology annotation, molecular function: phosphatase activity. The transcript is spliced from 3 exons.
AUGCUCGUGUCGAGCAUGUUUGACGGCCCGGUAGACAUCAUCGGGGACGUGCAUGGAGAGAUAGGCGCACUGCUGUCUGUGCUUGACGUGCUUGGCUACAACGGGCAUGGCGAACAUGCUGAGGGGAGGCGUCUCGUGUUCGUGGGAGACGUGGUGGAUCGAGGACCGGACUCGGUCCGCUGCCUGCAGGUGGUGAGGGGGAUGGUAGAGAGCGGGAGAGCGCAGAUGGUUCUGGGCAAUCACGAGCUGAACCUGCUCCGAGGGUCGAGGAAGCAUGGAAACCUGUGGUUUUGGGGGGAGGAGGAGGUGAUAAGGAAGGACAAGGCCAAGAUCAGCUUCCAGACCCUUGCAGACGAGGCCUUCAGGGAGGAAGCGCUCUCGUUCCUACGGAAGUUGCCGUUGGUGCUGGAGCGAGAGGACUGUCGAGUCGUGCAUGCUUGUUGGGACGAUGAGUCCAUCAGCAAGUUGCGCAGCUCCCCCGGAGACGUCAUGGACGCGUACAGGAAGUUCCAAGAGGAGGUGAAGCACCGGGAUAGUGAGCUUGCGGCGAGGAGGAGCGAGCAGGAGGGGAUGGCGCGGGACAUUGAGAUCGAGCGGGAGCUCAACAGGCAGAACGGAAACCCGGUCCUUGUGACUUGCAGCGGCAAGGAGGAACGAGCGGCCGAGAGGUUCUUUGCCGGAGGGAAGUGGAGGGACGUCGACCGUAAUCGAUGGUGGAACAAGUACGAGGAGGAGAAGCUGGUGGUGUUCGGACACUACUGGCGCUCCUUCCCUCGCUCUCUUUCCCUCCCCCUGGAGAUCCAAAACUUCAAGCCAUCUGGUCCUGACAUGUUUCCUGACGUCCCUGCCAACAAACUCCUGGGCCCGAGGCAGUCUGCGUGCUGCAUCGACUACUCCGUCGGGAUUCGAUAUGAGGAGAGAGGUAUGAGGCUUCAUCCGGGAGCCCUCGGCACCAAGUUGUGCGCUCUUCGCCUCCCGGAGAGACAGCUUGUCUUCGAGGACUCCAGCACCCUUCCGUUGGAAGCGACUUGA